GAGGGUGUGGCAGCUCGUGGGGCUGGAGGCAGGCGUACAGCAGCUGGAGCCGCCACGAGUUACGCACUCCGAGCAUGUCCAGGGGGUCCCCGCCUACCAGAGGAGGGGCAGUGGGGGCGCCCCGCUCGACUACAAUAAAAGGAAGCGCGGGCUGCCCCGGCUCUCACAUUCAGGCCGAGAAGCCGAGGCGCUUGAUUCUGAGGAGCCGGGCGGCUGCAACUUUACGUUGGGGCGCGAAAGGAGUCCAGCUCUGCAGCAGCAGCGUCCCUUCCACCCAGGCUUGGCGAACCGCGAGCCAUUCAGCUGGGGGCUCAGUCACUCCGCGAGACCCGGGCUCAGGCGCUGUUGCCGUGUCAGUGAACCCCCUCAGACUCGCCAAGCAGGUCUCUGGGCCGCCUUUUCUCCCGGACUGCGAGCGCAACAUGCAAGGGACGGCGGCGCGCCUGGCGCUAAGAGCGCUGCUCCUCUGCUUGGCCGCUCGGGGCAGCCCGCUGCUAGAGGAACAACUAGUCGUGCCCGUGAGGCUGGACUCUCCCGGGCAGGAGCCGGCUGAGGAGCGGCUCUACCGCCUGGACUCCUUUGGCCAGCGCUUCAGUUUGGCACUGCAACCCGAUAGCAGCUUUUUGGCGCCGGACUUGACGCUGCAGUACGUGGGCGGCCGCCCCCAGACGUGGGAGGAGGCGGAGGCGCCCGAGCAAGCCGGACGCGCCGACCCGUCCACUUGCUUCUACUCGGGCACCGUCAACAGCGACCCGGUUUCUGCGGCCGCCCUCAGCCUCUGCGGAGGGAUCCGCGGCGCUUUCUAUCUGCGCGGAGUUGAGUACUUCAUCCAGCCUGCCAACGCCUCGCACGCGCAAGGAGGACUCCAGCUCCACGUUCUGCGGCGCCGCCUGCAGAGGAAUCCCCGCCAGGGCAGCAGCGCUAAAUGUGGCGUGACGGACAGCAUCUUCCCUCAGUUCGUAGACGUCCAGCAGCCGCAACGCGUGUUGCGUGCAGGACACGGGAGUACAAGGAAAAAAAGAUUUGUGUCAAGCCCUCGCUAUGUGGAAACCUUACUCGUAGCAGACCAAUCUAUGGCAGAAUUUCAUGGCAGUGGGCUGAAACACUAUCUCCUGACACUCAUGUCUGUGGCAGCCAAGUUGUACAAGCACCCUAGCAUCCGGAACUCCAUCAGCCUGGUGGUGGUGAAAAUCAUGGUCAUUUAUGAUGAGCAGAAAGGACCGGAUAUAUCCUCAAAUGCUGCCCUAACCUUAAGAAAUUUCUGCAACUGGCAGAAGCAGCACAAUCCUCCCAGUGACCGGCAUUCCGAGCACUAUGACACUGCAAUUCUUUUCACCAGACAGGAUUUGUGUGGUGCUAAGACAUGUGAUACUCUUGGGAUGGCUGAUGUGGGAACAGUUUGUGAUCCAAAUCGUAGUUGCUCUGUCAUAGAAGAUGAUGGCCUGCAAGCUGCCUUUACAACCACUCAUGAGCUAGGACAUGUAUUUAAUAUGCCUCAUGACGAUGCAAAACAGUGUGCCAGUGUUAAUGGUAUAAGCAGGGAUUACCACAUGAUGGCAUCUAUGCUUUCCAAUUUGGAUCGAAGCCAGCCUUGGUCUCCAUGCAGUGCUUAUAUGAUUACUACAUUUUUGGACAACCGUCAUGGUGAGUGUUUGCUGGACAAACCUCACAAACCUAUACAGCUCCCCUCCGACUUACCUGGAACAGUGUAUGAUGCCAACAGACAGUGCCAAUUCACAUUUGGAGAGGAGUCCAAACAUUGUCCUGAUGCAGCCAGCACGUGUACGACCUUGUGGUGUACUGGAACCUCUGGAGGAAUGCUUGUAUGCCAAACCAAACAUUUUCCUUGGGCAGAUGGUACCAGCUGUGGAGAGGGGAAGUGGUGUGUGAAUGGCAAGUGUGUAGACAAGAAACAUUAUGAUGUUCCUGUCCAUGGAGCUUGGGGACCUUGGGGACAGUGGGGAGAGUGUUCAAGGACAUGUGGUGGAGGAGUCCAGUAUUCUAUGAGGGAGUGUGACAGUCCAGUUCCAAAGAGUGGAGGAAAAUACUGUGAAGGGAAACGGGUGCAGUACAGAUCUUGUAACAUUGAAGACUGCCCAGACAGCAAUGGCAAAACCUUCAGGGAGGAACAGUGUGAAACUCACAAUGAUAUUUCCAAAUCUCAUUUUGGGAGUGGUCCUGCAGUGGAAUGGACACCCAAGUUUGCUGGCGUCUCUCCCAAAGACAGAUGCAAGCUUGUCUGCCUUGCAAAAGGCACUGGCUAUUUCUUUGUUCUUCAGCCAAAGGUGAUAGAUGGAACCUUAUGUAGCCCAGAUACCACUUCAGUCUGUGUCCAAGGGCAAUGUGUAAAAGCUGGAUGUGAUCGCAUCAUUGGCUCCAAUAAGAAGUUUGAUAAAUGUGGUGUUUGUGGAGGCAAUGGCUCUACAUGCAAGAAAGUAUCUGGCAUGCUUUCGAGUUCCAGCCGUGGUUACCAUGAUAUUCUUGUAAUUCCUGCUGGGGCAACAAACAUAGACAUUAAACAACGGAAUCACAGGGGCACAAGACAGGAUGGCAGCUUCCUAGCUAUUAAAGCUGCUGAUGGCACCUACAUUCUUAAUGGCGACUACACACUGUCAACAUUAGAGCAAGACAUUACUCAUAAAGGCAAUGUUUUGAGGUACAGUGGCUCAUCGGCCUUUUUGGAAAGAAUCCGCAGUUUCAGUCCACUGAGGGAAUCUUUAACAAUACAAGUCCUGACUGUGGGUGAAUUGCCACGUCCUAAAAUAAAAUAUACAUACUUUGUGAAGAAACCAGUACAAUCCGGGCCUGAGAAGCCUUCUAGUAAAAAGACUGACUCUUUCAAUGCAAUCAAAGAGACAAUUUUAUCUGAAUGGGUUAUUGAAGAAUGGAGAGAAUGUUCAAAGUCAUGUGGAACUGGUUGGCAGAGGAGAUCUGUAGAAUGUAGAGACCUCAAUGGACAGCCCUCAGCAGACUGUGCAAGAGAACUCAAGCCAAUUGAUAUCCGGCCGUGUGCAGACACUCCAUGCCCACGGUGGCAGCUAGGAGACUGGUUACCAUGUUCUAAGACAUGUGAGAAAGGUUUCAGGAAGAGAUCGUUAAAAUGUGUUUCAUUUGAUGGCAUCACACUGACACAUGAAAGCUGUGACCUCUUAAAGAAACCUAAACAUUUAAUAGACUUCUGCAAUGUUAAAAAAUGCAGCUAAACCAUUGUCUUUUAUGCAUGCACAGCGGUCAGACCUGGUGGUGGGAUAUCAUCCAUAAUACAGAAGAACAACCCUCUCCCCCUUUUUUCUUUUUGCACUGAGAUUCUAGCAUUACUUUGCAGUUACAAUUUGAGGCAGCAGUUCAAAAAUAUCUCAGCCUCUAUUUCUACUAUUAAGAACUACCAACCCAGAAUGGAAGCCUAAACAACUCCUAGAGCAGACACCAUUGUCUGAAGGAAUAGAAACAAGUAGCCCACCCAGAAACACAAACAACCACAUUUUUCAGCUGUAUUAGAGUUGCAGUAACACAAUUGUUACUGCAGCAGUCCUUUGUCAGUUUCCUCCUAACUGUAGCCACAGUGUAUCUUCAGCUUAACAUUGCAUUACUAAUUCAAUAUGAAAUUGACAAAGAUGAUAAAAUCAAUCUGGUUUGUGUAUGUGCCCUAAUGUUACAUCACAAAUGCAAUAUGACUAACAGACCAAUCCGGAGUGGUUGGGCUGGUAGAGAUAGUGCCACUCUGGCGCUGCCCCCUCCAGAGGGCUUUCCUUCAGGAUAGGAAACCCUUAAAAGUUUUUUUAAGGCAAAACUCCCCCAUAGGGAGUAAUAGAAAUAAAUCAUGCAAAUUGUGGCAUAUCUCCACUGGAUUAAGUGGGUCAACAGGGCUCUUUAAGUCAACUAAGGUCAGCCCCACCCCUGACUCCCACUGACACACCAGUGCAUUUUGCGACAGUCAGCUUCCAGGUCAGAGCUGUAUGGCAUUUGGCCACCUGGGGCACGUUGCCCCUUCUUUGGCACAUUUUCCCCUUACACCAGCAGAAAGGCAGUUUCCGCUGGUGCAGAGAUGCACACAUUCCAGGGGAGAAUUUGGGCCUCUCCUGGAUUGGGCUGAAAGAAUCCUUUUGAAAACUGAGGGGAAGGAGAAAAUAGCUGGCGGGGGGGGGGGGGGGGGGGAUUGGGUGAUUACACACGGGUAUGAAUAAAAGCCAAGUGUUUAGUGGGGUGGAGAAGUAAAGACUUUCAACAGCUCAAGGGAAGCUGGCUCAGAAAUGAAUGAAAAAACAUUGUGGCAAAAGUGCUUGGGAAAACAAUGGAGGAAAUAUGAAAGGAAAACAAUUCCAAACCCAAAUGAAGGAAAAAGCAUCCAGAAUUAAAAGGAAAGGAUAAGUUGUAAAUAACUUGUGCAGAAAAGUCCUGUGAAACAUUGAAAAAGCUAAUGAUGUAUGUUUCAGACCUAAGCGCCGAAAAGGAGGGUGAAUAUAUCAAUCGUGUAAUUUUCAUUGCAGAAUUCACAAUGGAGAAUUUACUGAGAUGCAGCAUUGCAAAUAGUGUUGUAUGGGGUGGGGAGAGGGGAGUUUGUCAACUGAAAACCUGAUAAAACAGAGACCUAAUGUUACUAGCUAUUUCAUCUUCAGCACAUAAACCCCAAGGCAUUACAAUUUCCUCUUUUAAGUCUGUUACAAGUUAAACAAAACAUAGGCAGUGGCCAAAGCAAGUUUAAACAAACAUUUCGUCUUUUUUUUCCCUUGUGUUGCUGUACUGACCAAAAAUCUUGUUUCCUCAGUCAAAGUUGGGAAUGAGAAUGAUAAUUUUUUUUCUAAGCUUAAUUAUUUGUCAGGUAUUGCCUACCUCACAAAGAGCAAAAAACAAACUUUCAGUAUUUGAGAAAAACCUUCAACUAUAUUGCUCAUGGCUGCUAUUAUUUUAGAUAAUACUUUUUUAUAUAAACAGAAAGCCAUAUUUCUGCCUGUAAAUAAGCAAGUACAAAAAUGGCUGUUUGUUAAAUUUCCUGAUGACCAGAAUGUAGUGCACUUUUAAAGUUUCUUGAUUUCACUGAGGUGAUUUUCCCCCUUGCAGUCAGCCUGCAGAGCUGGGAUCAUAACAGUUCCAACAAUGCAUACCAAUCUCCUUGGUUCAGAUGUGCUACUUUUUCUGUCUGCAGUUCGCACUCCUACCAAGUACUUAAAUCAAUUUUAACUUGGGAGGAUAUCUUUGUUUUUGAGUAAAUUAUAACAGAAUUUCUUGGUGGAAGUGUGGUUCUACCAUGCUGCCAUUUUGAUUUAGGGUAAUGGUCAGAUCUCUAAGAUACAAUUUACAGUGUAUAGGCCAACAGUAUCACACUUGCUGCUGCAAACAUAUAAUGUCAUUAUGAAUAAGAAGUCUUUAAUAUAAGGCACCUGGUGUUUUUACACUUCUAAGACAGGGAAGACUUAGCUGAAGGAUAGCAGGUCCAUCCACAGCAAUAUGCCAAUAUGUGUGUAUUUAAAAGUUUGUGCCAGUCCAUGGACUCAGAAAAUAUGGCUCUCUAUAUGUACAUAGUAAAUAUAACUAUAGAUGAUACAUACUUUAAAAGUAUUUAUAUUAUAUCUCUUCUGUGAAGGGUUGUAAUUGUAAUAAAUGCAUAUAUUGAACCUA
This is a messenger RNA of Sphaerodactylus townsendi, 5616 nucleotides long. RefSeq names its product ADAM metallopeptidase with thrombospondin type 1 motif 1 (gene ADAMTS1). The transcript has 9 exons. Gene Ontology annotation, cellular component: extracellular matrix. The record is from RefSeq and is a predicted model, not a curated record. Lineage: Eukaryota; Metazoa; Chordata; Lepidosauria; Squamata; Sphaerodactylidae. Gene Ontology annotation, molecular function: zinc ion binding; metalloendopeptidase activity. Gene Ontology annotation, biological process: extracellular matrix organization; proteolysis. Bases 75 to 3203 code for a protein of 1042 amino acids.